Messenger RNA from Arachis duranensis, 2477 nucleotides. Its product is annotated as cellulose synthase-like protein B4. The transcript has 10 exons. Gene Ontology annotation, biological process: cellulose biosynthetic process; plant-type primary cell wall biogenesis. Gene Ontology annotation, cellular component: trans-Golgi network; plasma membrane. Gene Ontology annotation, molecular function: mannan synthase activity; cellulose synthase (UDP-forming) activity. Bases 59 to 2350 code for a protein of 763 amino acids. Lineage: Eukaryota; Viridiplantae; Streptophyta; Magnoliopsida; Fabales; Fabaceae. The record is from RefSeq and is a predicted model, not a curated record.
AGCUCGUUGACUACAAUAACUACAAGAAAAGGUUACUGGGAGUGAGAGAGAAAUCACAAUGGGAAUCAGUGAAGAGAGUAGUACUGAGCCUCUAUACGAAAAAAUAUGGGUAAAAUACACACUUUCAAGGGUAAUGGAUUCAAUUAUUCUGUUCCUCCUUGUUUUGCUACUCUGCUACCGUGUAUUCUCCUAUGAUGACAUGAACCACCACUCAUACCCUUGGUUCCUUGCUUUCAUGUGCGAGUCAUGGUUCACUUUCACUUGGUUAACCAUCAUCUCCACCAAAUGGAACCCUUCAUAUACCAUAUCCUACCCUCACCGUCUCUUCUCCCGGGUAGCUGAGCUUCCAUCAGUGGACUUGUUUGUGACAACAGCAGAUCCAGUUCUUGAACCACCAAUCAUAACAGUGAACACUGUUCUGUCACUUUUGGCACUUGAUUACCCUUCCAACAAGCUUUCUUGCUAUGUCUCCGAUGAUGGUUGCUCCCCUCUUAACUUGUAUGCUCUUGUGGAGGCUUCAAAGUUUGCAAAGCUUUGGGUACCUUUCUGUAAGAAGUACAAUGUAAAAACUAGAGCACCCUUUAGAUACUUCGAUUCUAAUAAUAAUAAUGAGGCCACCGCACCCAACAAUAGUCCAGAAUUCAUGCAAGAAUGGUUGGCAAUUAAGGACGGGUAUGAGCAUCUUUGCAGUAAAAUUCAAAAUGCGACAAAGAAAUCAAUCAUGCUCGACCAAGAAUUUCACGUAUUCUCAACGACACAGCUCAAUAACCAUCCAACCAUAAUCAAGGUAAUAUGGGAGAACAAAGAAGGUGCUUCAGAUGGGGUGCCCCAUUUAAUCUAUGUAUCAAGAGAGAAGAACCCUAAUCAUCUACAUCGGUAUAAGGCUGGUGCUAUGAAUGUCUUGACAAGAGUGUCCGGAUUGAUGACAAAUGCUCCGUACAUACUGAACGUAGACUGUGACAUGCAUGUGAACAAUCCAGAGAUUGUACAACAUGCCCUAUGCAUUUUGAUGGAUCCAAAUUCAGAUAAAGAAGUUGCAUUUGUUCAAUGUCCUCAGCAGUUCUAUGAUGGAUUAAAGGAUGAUCCCUUCGGAAAUCAACUAGUCACAGUAUUUGUGUACAUAGGUGGUGGAGUCUCUGGUAUUCAAGGAAUUUACUAUGUAGGAACCAAUUGCUUUCAUAGAAGAAAAGUUCUUUAUGGCCUUUCUCCUCACCAUCACAUUCAAAAUGGAAGCAAGGAUCUUGGAAAAUCAUCAAAAAAGAAUAUAAUAUUUGGAAGUUUGGAAGAGUUUGUGGAAUCAGCUGCUCAAGCAUUGGAAGGGAAGAAGACAUUUACUCAAAAUGCUAAUCUUUGCAACUCUCUUGAGGCAGCCAAGGAAGUUGCUGCUUCUGGAUAUGAACAUGGUACUGAUUGGGGCAACAAGGUGGGGUGGAUGUAUGGAUCAUCAGCAGAGGAUAUACUUACUGGGCUGACAAUGCACACAAAAGGUUGGAGAUCUGAAAGCUGUGUGACAGAUCCAAUAGCAUUUAUGGGCUGCACGGCCCAAGAUAGUGUAGUCCAAAUAGCCCAAUCUCAGAGAUGGGGCUCAGGGCUGCUUGAUAUUUUCUUUAGCAAGAACUGUCCUAUUUUUGGCACCAUAUUUGGUAAGCUCCAAUUCAGACAGUGUUUGGCAUACAUUUGGGUCACUACUUGGGCCUUAAGAUCUGUUCCUGAAACAUGCUAUGCCCUCCUCCCUGCCUAUUGCAUCAUUACCAACUCCUAUUUCUUGCCUAAGGUGAUACACUACUACUACGGCCAUUUUUCUUUAAUAUUACCUAAUUACGAAAUUGUUAGAUACAACAUGUCUACUCUAUUAGAGUAUUUGAAAACUGGAUUGUCAAUGAGAUCAUGGUGGAACAACCUGAGGAUGUCAAGAAUAACUGCAAUGAACCCAUGGAUUUUUUCAUUUGUGACAAUUCUACUAAAAAAAUUAAGGAUACUUGACUAUGCAUUUGUAAUUACAAAGAAAGAACUACCAUCUAAUAAUGAGGGUUUAGAUAAGAAUAAUGUAAAUGCUGGUGGUAGGUUCAUUUUCAACAAGUCGUUGGUAUUUGUGCCAGGCACAACCAUCUUGCUUGUUCAACUCACAGCUUUGAUUAUCAACUUUUUUGGAUGGCAACCAAAGGCUAGAAGUGGUGGACAAAGUUCAGGGUUUGGAGAAUUAAUUUGCAGCAUUUAUGUUGUUCUGUUUUACUUGCCAUUCUUGAAAGGGCUAUUUAGGAAAGGAAAAUAUGGGAUACCCUUAAGCACAAUAUGCAAGUCAAUGGGGUUGGCUUUGUUCUUUGUGCACCUUUCAAUGUUUAUUGUUUGACUUUCACAGCUCUAUGGAGUUUCUUCAAGAGUAAAAUUUAAGUUGUCCUUAACCUUAAUUAUCACCAUUGUGUAUCUUUGUUUUGAUCACCCUUGUUUUUUAAAUAAAGGAUGCUUAUUAACUUCAA